CUACGCCUCUGCUCAAUGAAAUGGUGUCACAUAAAGCUGUGCGAAUUAUGUGGUGUACAGAAAUAUUUAAUUUGCCUGUAAAUAGUUACAGACUAUGUCUACAACACUAAACUUUUUUAUAUCAUGGAGAAAAAACUGAGAAAAUUAUGUCGAGUAUGUAUCAAAGAAGUGAGUGAAAAUAUAAAUUUGUUUGAUACAAAAAUACACAACAGCGACACUUUCAUUGUAGACUUUUUACGUCAAAUUACGAAUUUGGAGAUAAUUGAAACGGAUGGAUUAACUGAUUCUUUAUGUACAGAUUGUUUCCAAAAGUUGUGUACAGCACACGAUUUAAUUCAAACCUGUGUCACUUCUGAUACAAUACUACGAAAUGUUGCCAAAGAUGAAUGUGAAGAAAGCGUAAUCCUAGAAACAAACUGUGAUUCAAAUGAAGGUGACCAUGUGGAUUCUUUAAAAUGUGAAGAGAAUGCUGAUGAGCAUGAUGAACAAAGCAUUAGUACAUCGAAAUGUGUGAAGUACACAUGUAGCAUAUGUCAUGUGUCGUUCAAUAACAAAGCAAAAUUUACAAAACACAGGAAAAUUCACAAUGACAAUAACCCUUUCAAGUGUCAUGAGUGUUCACAGACUUUUCCAAAGAAGUUACAUUUAAAUGUGCAUCUCAGAUCGCAUAUUAAAAAUGAAGACAAGAAGUUCAGCUGUGGAAGUUGCAAUAAACAAUUCAUGUAUGAGUAUUUAUUGAAGCAGCAUGAGUACAAACACACAGACGAAAAGCCUUAUCCUUGUAAAUUUUGUACUAAAGGGUGCCUUACUGCUGAAAGUCUGAGACGUCAUAUGAAAAUUCAUGAUAAGAAUUACGUAAAAAAGAAGCACGCCUGUCAGAUUUGCUUUAAAGAGUUUGCUUAUCCCAGUUUUUUGGCAGAGCACAUGAAAAAUCACACUGGAGAGAAACCACACUUGUGUUCAAUAUGCGGAAAAGGUUUUCGUCAAAGUGGUGCGUUACACUAUCACCAAAGAGUACAUACAGGUUAUAAACCUUUUAUAUGUAAAGUUUGUAACGGAAGUUUUAUGUCUCAGAGUGUUUUAAAGGUGCAUAUGAGAAAACACACAAAUGAAAGACCCUAUGUUUGCCACAUUUGUGGAGUUGCGUUUAGACAAUCAACAGAUUUGAAGAGUCAUCAGAGGACACAUACUGGUGAUAAACCCGUUCUAUGUACAAUAUGUGGCAAACGCAUGUCUACUACAGGUCAACUGACUAUUCAUAUUAGAUCUCACACUGGAGAAAAACCAUUCGUUUGUUCACGCUGCUCCAAAGCCUUCACUACUAAAACUAUGUUGGUAAAACACGAACGAAUACAUACUGGCGAGCGCCCUUAUGUCUGUGACAUUUGUGGAAAGACCUUUAAUCAGAGCAGUACUUUAAGAACGCAUCGAAAUACUCAUCAGACGAAUCGAAAAAGAAGAAAAGUUGAAAAACACAAAGAACCUCUAAGUACAAACGAAAUAAUUAUAGAAAAAGCGUACGAUACUGAGAAUUGCGUUUUGUAUAAAAAUGAGAUUGUGAAUUUGGGGACCGAAAUCGUCGCUCAAGAGUUUAUGGGUAACAGUGUUCAAGACAUUGAAGUAAAGAGCACUGACGGAAAAACACAGUUUACAGUGAUUUUGCCGGCUCCUACACCUCUUCUUCACAAUCUUUAAUAUACUUUGAAGGUAUUACAGUAAUAAAAUACCCAUGUAAGUUAUUAUUUUAAUAAAAAAAGCCUUUUAAAAAGGUCAGAACAACCA
Messenger RNA from Zophobas morio, 1782 nucleotides. RefSeq names its product zinc finger protein OZF-like. Gene Ontology annotation, cellular component: nucleus. Bases 124 to 1695 code for a protein of 523 amino acids. The transcript is spliced from 4 exons. Lineage: Eukaryota; Metazoa; Arthropoda; Insecta; Coleoptera; Tenebrionidae. The record is from RefSeq and is a predicted model, not a curated record. Gene Ontology annotation, biological process: regulation of DNA-templated transcription. Gene Ontology annotation, molecular function: RNA polymerase II cis-regulatory region sequence-specific DNA binding; DNA-binding transcription factor activity, RNA polymerase II-specific; zinc ion binding.